AUGCAACCUGCCCUCGACGAACGAGAUCGUCAUCUAAAAUGGAUGAAAGAGGCCAUGAACAUGGCCGAAGAAGCUCUGGCGGCGGGUGAAGUCCCCGUUGGAUGCGUGUUUGUCAGAGACGAAAAGAUUAUCGCAAAGGCUCGGAAUCGGACGAACGAGUUGAGAAAUGCUACACGGCAUGCUGAGUUGGAAGCCAUCGAUUGCAUCCUCAGCGAUAACGAGUUGACACCCCAAAAGGGCGAGCCCUAUCCCCUCUCCACGACCACCCUCUAUGUCACAGUAGAGCCGUGCAUCAUGUGCGCAUCGGCUCUGCGUCAGCUGGGCAUUAAAGAAGUCUUUUACGGCUGUGGCAAUGAACGAUUCGGGGGGUGCGGAAGUGUGCUUGGUGUGAACCAAGAACUUCCCCAUCCGCAACACCCACCAUACAAAGCAACAGCAGGGUACUGCCGGGAAGAGGCAAUCAUGAUUCUCCGUCGGUUUUAUAUCACCGAGAACACGAACGCGCCCAAUCCGAGAUCGAAAGCAAACAGGGUCCUUAAAACGCACAUAGAGCCUAUGGCGUCAUGA
Coprinopsis cinerea okayama7#130 is the source of this 567-nucleotide messenger RNA. RefSeq names its product tRNA specific adenosine deaminase. Bases 1 to 567 code for a protein of 188 amino acids. Gene Ontology annotation, biological process: tRNA wobble adenosine to inosine editing. The transcript is spliced from 5 exons. Lineage: Eukaryota; Fungi; Basidiomycota; Agaricomycetes; Agaricales; Psathyrellaceae. Gene Ontology annotation, molecular function: tRNA-specific adenosine-34 deaminase activity; zinc ion binding. Gene Ontology annotation, cellular component: nucleus; cytoplasm. The record is from RefSeq and is a predicted model, not a curated record.